This is a messenger RNA of Achroia grisella, 2193 nucleotides long. RefSeq names its product CCR4-NOT transcription complex subunit 7-like. NCBI's taxonomy places the organism in Eukaryota, Metazoa, Arthropoda, Insecta, Lepidoptera, Pyralidae. Gene Ontology annotation, molecular function: nucleic acid binding; poly(A)-specific ribonuclease activity. The record is from RefSeq and is a predicted model, not a curated record. Gene Ontology annotation, cellular component: P-body; CCR4-NOT complex; CCR4-NOT core complex. The transcript is spliced from 8 exons. The coding region runs from base 310 to 1176 and encodes 288 amino acids.
CACUGAUAACAACAAAACAAAUAUGGCGUCUUUUCUUAACAUCCACAAUUUUUUUAACAUAACUGAACUGUUUCUUAAAUUAACUUUACUAAAUAAUUAUCAAUUUCGAAGCAAUCUCGCAAUUAAUUUAUCCUGAUAAAUUAUAAAAUAUGCGCUAUCGGAAUAUGUUCGUGAAGUUGUCAUGAAUGUUUACAAACUAAUGUAACCUACAAAGUAGUUUUCGUGGUAUCUAUAAAAAAAUUGGCUAAAAUCACGGCGUCCAAAAAGUCAGCAGAUUCACCCCAUCUAGCAGCAGAGAGCAAAUUUAGGAUGCCAGCUGCUAGUUUUGGUAUAUCUCAACUACCAGCUAAUGGUGAUUGUGGUAUAAAGGAUGUAUGGAAUCACAAUCUUCAUGAAGAGUUCCAACACAUAAGACAAGUUGUACAGAAGUUUCAUUGGGUUGCAAUGGAUACUGAGUUUCCUGGAGUAGUAGCACGGCCAAUUGGAGAAUUCAGAUCUACUGCUGACUACCAAUAUCAGUUGCUCAGGUGUAAUGUGGAUUUGCUAAGAAUAAUCCAACUUGGUCUCACAUUUAUGGAUGAAAAUGGCAAAACACCACCAGGUUACACCACUUGGCAAUUUAAUUUCAAAUUUAAUUUGCAAGAAGACAUGUAUGCACAAGAUUCUAUUGAUUUACUCCAAAAUUCUGGAUUACAGUUCAGGAAACAUGAAGAAGAUGGAAUUGAGCCUUUAGAGUUUGCUGAGCUCCUAAUGUCAUCAGGUCUUGUUCUCAUGGAUAACAUAAAAUGGCUUAGUUUUCAUUCUGGCUAUGAUUUUGGUUAUUUAUUGAAACUUCUCACAGAUCAAAAUUUACCACAAGAUGAAAAUGAUUUUUUUGAGAGUCUAAGGUUAUACUUUCCAACUGUUUAUGAUGUAAAGUAUUUAAUGAAAUUAUGCAAGAAUUUAAAAGGCGGACUUCAGGAAGUAGCCGAUCAGUUAGAAUUACGAAGAGUAGGGCCACAGCACCAAGCUGGCUCUGAUUCACAUCUUACAGGAAUGGCAUUCUUCAAAAUAAAAGAGAUAUUUUUUGAUGACAACAUUGAGAGUUCAAGUGGUCACCUGUAUGGUUUAGGCGCGCCCUUUUCAGUCAACGCAAAUAACUUUCAAGACAAUGGGGAAAAUGGAAAUUCAUCCUGAUCAGGAGAUUCGGUGUGCAUUAGCCUCACACCGAAACCACGCGUCUUCCACCUGACAGAGUGAUUUCGCGUAACAUACAACAAAUAUAUUAUGUGCACUGUAUAUGGGUACCUGUUUUUAAAUGUACAGAAUUAUAUACAUGUUCGUUUUGAGAAUAAUUACAAAAUCUCUAUAAAUGUGUGAUUAUAUUUGAAAUAUGUAACACAAUAUGAAGAAAUCACAGAAUAGUUACAACCAAAUUAAGUGAAAUUCUGCAAUUUAAUUUUUAUAAUGAUAUUUACACCCUCUUAAUGAGUAGUUUGAGCAUAUCCCUAUAUACUUAAACUAUUCUUUGACACACAUCUAAUACUUGAGAAACUGAACAAUUCUGCUUUUGAAUUAAUAUUAAUCUUUUUAAAUUGCAAAUUAUUAUUUGUAGAGUGUUAUUGAAAUAUAAUAAUAUCUAUCUUUUCUCUAAAACUGAUACGAAAUGCAAACAGCCUUGAAUUUAAAUAAUUGUUGUUAAUACAAAAGAAGUUAUAAUAAGUUAAAAGGUCACAAACUUUUUAACCUCUACUAUUAGAAAUCGGCGUAACAUACUUAAGAAGUAUGUUCAUAAAAAUUACGUACCCAAAUAUUCUAAUUUAAAUAAAAUUUGGGGUUAAUCGGUACAUACUUGUAAAAUUUUGCAAAUGUAUUUUAUACAGGAACUAAUUAUUGAUUAAAUCAUUUGCCAUUUCUAAUAGUUAAAUCGUAUCUGUGCAUCGGAAAAUGUAUACCUUAAAAAUAUUAUCAUAUUUAAAUAUAGUUAUGUUGUCCGCUAAUGCUUAAAGAUACCUAUCUCGACAUUGUUAUCAACCGAGUGUCGAAAUUUUCAGUCACAAUUUGAAAAUAAUUUUUCUUUCCCAGUUUCAAUUAAUUUACAAAUUUAUUAUUUAUUUUUAAAAGCUAUUUAUAUAUUUAUUAGUAUCACAUUUUAUUGAUGCAUUUUAAUAUAUUUUAUUUAUAUUUAACUUCAUAUUAAGGUUUCAUUUCAAA